AUGGCAGAGAUACUAAGGGCGGAAGCAGCAACAUGGCCUGAGAGCUACACAAGACUCCUCGCUUUCAACCAGUCGGAAUAUCAGCGAGUCCUUCACCUUGACUCCGACUCGACAGUCCUUCAAUCAAUGGACAAGCCCUGCCUUUUGGAGCCGGCAUGCGUAGAAAUGCCCCCAGCCUAUUGGCUUGGCUUCGAAGGCCGUGUUCUUAGCUCCCAGCUACUCCUUUUGGAGCCCUCGGAAUACGAGUUUGAUCGCGUCAUGAGCGCCACAGAGAAUGCUGGAGCCAAUGACUAUGACAUGGACAUCUUGAAUGCACUGUACCAAGUCUCUGCGAUGAUCCUACCCCACAGACGUUACGAUCUCUUGACCGGCGGGUUCAGAGGAGUUGACCACCAGAAGUAUCUAGAGGACUCUCAGCAGCAGUGGGAUCCCUACGCAAUAAUGACAGAGGCUAAAUACAUGCACUUCUCCGACAGGCCUUUGCCGAAGUCGAUCAGAAGAAACCGCCUUGCAGUCCGAUAUCAGCCACCAACCAAAAAAGGAGCUGUCGCGAUCAAGAAAUAUGGGUCGGAGCCUAUACGGAAUUUCGGCGAAGGAGAAAAGAGAUCUGUGACCUUGAUAUAUAAGCUUGAUGUUAAAAUACGAUUUGAGUGUCAAGAGGAGGAGAUGGCUAUGAAGAAUACGUACUUCUGGCUCAUUUCGAAUUUAUCCCAUCCAAAAGGUCACAAGGAAGACCCAGCCGCUCGAAUCGAUCAAUGA
Letharia lupina is the source of this 759-nucleotide messenger RNA. RefSeq lists its product as uncharacterized. Lineage: Eukaryota; Fungi; Ascomycota; Lecanoromycetes; Lecanorales; Parmeliaceae. Gene Ontology annotation, molecular function: glycosyltransferase activity. The transcript is spliced from 3 exons. Bases 1 to 759 code for a protein of 252 amino acids. The record is from RefSeq and is a predicted model, not a curated record.